This is a messenger RNA of Sus scrofa (pig), 1966 nucleotides long. Lineage: Eukaryota; Metazoa; Chordata; Mammalia; Artiodactyla; Suidae. The record is from RefSeq and is a predicted model, not a curated record.
UGCCCAACUGGACUCUGCCCCAAAGCGUACACCUCUGCCGACCCAACCUCAGGUCACGCCAGGAUGUCUGACGCCGAAGAGCAGGAAUAUGAGGAGGAGCAGCCUGAAGAAGAGGAGGCUGCUGAGGAGGAGGAAGGUGAGGCCCCGGACUCCGCAGGUCUGGAGCUGGACGCAGGUCUGGGGGGGUGGGGGACAGGCGGGUGGGUGGGGGGCCCGCUGGUCCAGGGGUGCAGGCCGGGCGGGGCGCGGGGCUUUCGGGGUUCUCGGCCUCAGUUCCUUUAACAGCCUCUCCCCUCUCUCCCCUCUCUCCCCCCCUGCAUCCGGGCCUGGCCGCUCCCCUCCCCUGGCUCCCCAAACCCUCGCUUCUCCUCCUGCCCCCUCCCCAGCCCCCGAGGAGCCAGAGCCGGUGGCAGAGCGAGGUAACCGCGGCUGCUUCGCUUCCUGAGACCAAUUGCGGGGUGUCCUCUGGGCCCUGACCUCCACGAGAACUCCCUCCCCGCCCCCAUAACCCGCCCCGGACCCGGUCCUUUAAGCCCCGGAGAGCCCGCGCGCCCUCUGGUGGCCACGAAGGGAAAUAGCCUCGCAGCGGCUUUAACCCGUUCCCUUCCUUCUUAAAGGGACCGACACCCAAGCCUUCUUCCCCAGACUGGAGGAAUACUUAUAGAAGGGUUGGAUGUUUGCGGAGAGGCACCCCUCCUCCCCUCUCAUCUUCGCCUGUUAUUUUUCUCCCCCAUAUACAUUCAAAGGUUGGGGCCUGGGUUGCAGAAGGGGGUAGCAGUGGGGGUCUGGAUUCCUGUGUCCCCAAGGGGGAGGUGGCUGGGGACACAACUCCAGGGUCCCCGAGUGAACAGAGGGCUUGGGGAGGAGGGCAGGAGCUCUGGGUCUGCAGAAGGAGGGUGGGGGGUUUGGAAGCCUGGUUUCCCAGCGAAGCGAGUGGAGGGGGGGAAUCCCCACACCGGUUCUGAAUGUAUAUCUGAUGCGUGUGACCCCUCCCUCCCUUUACGGCCACCCCGAUUUCCCUUCUCCUCUUUUACCCCCGCCAUACCCCUCCCCCAGGGCUGCAGGACAAGGGAACUGGGCCUGGGGACCAAGUCUUGGGGGGGCGAGGAGGGCCCACCUUUGGGUGUGUCGCGUCCUCCCACGCCCACAAACUCUUGCUAAUUGUGUCUUUGUAUCCCCCCCCCCAACAGAAGAGGAGCGCCCCAAGCCAAGCCGUCCCGUGGUGCCUCCACUGAUCCCCCCGAAGAUCCCAGAGGGGGAACGCGUGGACUUCGAUGACAUUCACCGCAAGCGCAUGGAAAAAGAUCUGCUGGAGCUGCAGACGCUCAUUGACGUGCAUUUUGAGCAGCGCAAGAAAGAGGAAGAGGAGCUCGUGGCGCUGAAAGAGCGUAUUGAGCGGCGCCGGGCAGAGAGAGCUGAGCAACAGCGCUUCAGAACCGAGAAGGAGCGGGAGCGUCAGGCUAAACUGGCGGAGGAGAAGAUGAGGAAGGAAGAGGAAGAGGCUAAGAAGCGGGCCGAGGAUGACGCCAAAAAGAAGAAGGUUCUGUCCAACAUGGGGGCCCAUUUUGGGGGUUACCUGGUCAAGGCAGAACAGAAGCGGGGCAAGCGCCAGACAGGGCGUGAGAUGAAACAGCGCAUUCUGUCCGAGCGUAAAAAGCCUCUGAAUAUCGACCACAUGGGAGAGGACCAGCUCCGGGAGAAGGCCCAGGAACUGUCGGAUUGGAUCCACCAGCUGGAGUCGGAGAAGUUUGACCUGAUGGCGAAGCUGAAGCAGCAGAAAUACGAGAUCAACGUGCUGUACAACCGCAUCAGCCACGCCCAGAAGUUCCGGAAGGGGGCCGGGAAAGGCCGCGUCGGAGGCCGCUGGAAGUGAGCAGGUGGGCGCUCGCCCACCCUGAGCACCGAGGAGCCGCCGUUGCAGUGUGUGUCCCACCUGGGGCUUGAAAUAAAUGCUCCACUCCUGGCA